This is a messenger RNA of Chiloscyllium plagiosum (whitespotted bambooshark), 3895 nucleotides long. NCBI's taxonomy places the organism in Eukaryota, Metazoa, Chordata, Chondrichthyes, Orectolobiformes, Hemiscylliidae. The record is from RefSeq and is a predicted model, not a curated record.
AUGGCAUUUUCAAAAGUGUUGUACAGAAAGCAAAAGUUAUCAUGUUGGUGUUGUAAAAGGUUAAUCAGAGGGACUGCGAAAUAUGAUAGUCUUUAAAUAACCAUGAGCUAUAAAUAAGUUAUCUCCAGUCACCUCUUGCGUUGACAGACUGUAUAUAGACCGUCUCUUUUUUUUGCAUUAAAUCGUAAUACUACAUUUAGAUUGAUAGCUCUUGAAUCACGAGAUCAUUGUUGUCGUCGGCAGUUUUUUGUUGUCAUCCCUUCGGUUGAGUCUACGAAAAUUUCGCUCCAAAACCUAAGGACGAAGGUAUUGAAACAAUGGCUCAGAUCAGCAAAACAGUUACUUCGAAUGCUUCUAAAGGCGAAAAACGUGAAAGCCAAAUUUAUGAAAAUGUUUUUUCUGAGAUUGAAACGUUAGAAUUGCCACUUGGUACGAGUUUACGGUCUGUCUAUGAUGACCAGCCCAAUGCGCACAAACGAUUUAUGGAAAAACUUGAGGCUCGCAUUCGGAAUCAUGACCGGGAGAUUGAGAAACUGUGCAACUUUCAUCAUCAAGGUUUUGUUGAUGCUAUUACUGAAUUGCUGAAAGUGAGAUCGAAUGCAGGAAAGCUAAAGGUUCAAGUAACUGACACCAAUCGGCGACUUCAAGAUGCAGGAAAAGAGGUGAUUAACCAAAGUGAAGAAGUGAUUCGAUGCAGAGUGCAGCAGAGGAACAUUGCUACUACAGUAGAAAAACUUCAGCUCUGUCUUCCUGUACUGGAAAUGUACAGCAAAGUAAGAGAACAGAUGAAGGCCAAAAGAUAUUAUUCUGCUUUGAAAACUAUGGAACUUCUAGAAAAUACCUAUCUUCCACAGGUUUAUCAAUAUCGUUUCUGUCAGAUUAUGACUGAAAAUAUUCCCAGGCUGCGAGAACAAAUCAAGGAAAUUUCCAUGUCAGAUUUGAAAGAUUUCUUGGAAAGUAUUCGGAAACAUUCUGAUAAAAUAGGAGAGAUGGCCAUGAAACAAUCUCAACAGCAGAGAACUUUUAAUAGUAUUGUGAAGAAGCAAACCAAUACAAGCCAUGAAAGGAAGUUGUGCAUUGCCAGUGGUAUGGUUCCUGACCGCAUGGAUGAAACCAUGUUAGAACAGUUCCAGGAUGAAGAAGAAGAAUAUGAAGAGGAGGUUCUCACUGCCCAGGAUCUAGUGGAUUUUUCUCCUGUUUACAGAUGCCUACAUAUAUAUACCAUUUUGGGUGAUCGAGAAACCUUUGAAAAUUAUUACAGGAAACAACGAAGGAAACAAGCAGGACUGGUAUUGCAACCACAGUCAAACAUGCAUGAAACUGUUGACGGCUACAGAAAAUAUUUUAACCAAAUUGUUGGAUUUUUUGUGGUGGAAGAUCACAUAUUACAUGCAACACAAGGGUUGGUGACCAGAGCAUUUACUGAUGAGCUGUGGAACAUGGCGCUUUCAAAAAUUAUUGCUGUCUUAAGAACUCAUUCAUCGUAUUGCACUGAUCCUGACCUUAUUUUGGAGCUGAAGAAUCUUAUUGUGGUUUAUGCUGACACUUUACAAGGUUAUGGAUUUCCUGUGAACAGACUCUUCGACCUGUUACUUGAAAUCCGGGAUCAGUACAAUGAAACUUUAUUAAAGAAAUGGGCAAUUGUGUUUAGGGAAAUCUUUGAGUCUGACAACUGCAGUCCUAUUCCAGUUGCAAAUGAAGAAGAAUACAGAACGAUAAUAAGUCGAUUCCCAUUUCAUGACUUGGAGCUUGAAAAGCAACCUUUUCCAAAGCGGUUUCCAGUGUCUCAGUCAGUACCUGAGAUCUACAAGGAGUUCAAAGAGUUCAUUUAUGCAAGCCUUAAAUUUUCAGAGUCUCUUCAUCGAAGUUCAACAGAAAUAGAUGAUAUGCUCAGAAAAUCUACCAAUCUGCUGCUAACUCGAACUCUGAGUGGAUGUUUGCAAAGCCUCAUCAAGAAACAGCACAUAGGUUUGACUGAACUUGUACAAAUCAUCAUCAAUACAACGCAUCUGGAACAGGCCUGUAAAUAUCUUGAGGAUUUUAUAACCAACAUCACAAAUGUUUCCCCAGAAACUGUGCACACCACACGACUUUAUGGACUGUCCACAUUCAAGGAUGCUAGACAUGCAGCAGAAGGAGAAAUAUACACAAAGCUUAACCAUAAGAUUGAUGAGUUCGUACAGCUGGCUGACUAUGAGUGGACUAUGACAGAACCCAAUGGUCGAGCCAGUGGUUAUUUAAUGGAUCUUAUAAAUUUUCUCAGAAGCACUUUUCAAGUUUUUACGCAUUUGCCUAAUAACGUCAGUCACCAUGCAGCAAUGUCGGGAAAGGUAGCCCAGACAGCAUGCAUGUCAGCCUGUAAGCACCUAUCCACAUCUCUAAUGCAACUGCUUCUGGAUACUGAGGUCAAGCAGAUAAGCAUGGGAGCCAUUCAGCAGUUCAACCUGGAUGUUAUUCAGUGUGAAUUGUUUGCUAGCUCGGAGCCAGUGCCAGGAUUCCAAGGGGACACCCUGCAGUUAGCAUUCAUCGACCUCAGACAACUCCUUGACCUGUUUAUGGUGUGGGACUGGUCAACAUAUCUAGCUGAUUAUGGACAAGCUACAUCCAAGUAUCUGAGGGUGAAUCCCAGCACAGCUCUGAUACUCCUUGAGAAAAUCGACAGAGGAAUGAAAGAGACAAACAAAAAGAACAAUAUAUUUUCUCAGUUCAGAAAAAAUGACCGUGACAAGCAGAAACUGAUUGAGACAGUCGUGAAACAACUGCGUAGUUUGGUGAAUGGUAUGGCCCAACACACAUAAGACUGUUGUCCUGAUUAUAUUAUUGCUAGCCUGUAUCAGUCUUCAGCCAGCAUUCACAUACAACAGACUGCCAAAAGACUUUCUUAAGGAUGAGACUGCAUCAAGUACAGAAUGAAUCAUUCAGGAAUGUAAAGGGUAGAGUGGAAUAAAAGUAAGAGAAAUGGGUGGCAACUCUUUUGUAUGUAUUUUUCAAAAUAUGCAGAAUUUGGUGUGUUGAGAUUUUGAGUACGUGCAAUGGCCUUUACUCAAUACCAGAAAUGUUUGUCAUGUUUCAAAACAACUGGAAAAAUGAACUAGAAAGCUAAAAACUAGAGAAUAUUCUCAAUUGUUGGGCAGUAUCAACACAGAAGAAGUUGGAUUGGAUAAGUUAAUAUUUCACACAAGUUUUUACUAGUUGCAGCUGCAGUAUCACUUUGCUUUAGUCUAGCAUAACACUGUGCUCUCUCAUUUUGUGCAAUGGGUCAAAGGUGACAUUACUUACUAAAUAAUUUUUUAAAAAUUAGCCAUGGUGUUCCAAUCUUGCAUACAGAGUUGGCUGUUGUUUCUGUUUUACUUUUUUUAUUAAACAGAUAUUUUGUAUGUUUUACCAUUGUUGGGUUAAUGUUCAGUCUAACUUGGUUUUCAUUAUUCACAUUGUGAAAAAAUGUUCAGGACUGUUUUAUUCACAUUACAGAUGUCACUGCACAAAAAUUUUGUAUUUUUGAUUUUUACUCAGGGCUGUACUAUGUGAAUUUUGUUGGGUAUUUUGCAGAAAUAUAAAAAUGAACUUGAAGCACUAGCCUGUAGCAAUCACAAGUGAUAUGAAAUUACUUUUGAUCUGCUUCAGCAUAUUUCCCUUCUUUCUGUUUGAUACAUUUCACGUGAGACGUAGACUAUUGAUGAAUAAUGAUGCUGGUUUUGUUUUGAUUGUUCCUCUGCACUCCCAAUAGGAAAUGUAGUGUAUAGUUGUCUUCACUAUCUUACUGUAUGACCUCUUUGUUGACUCCUAUUUGUAAGACAGGCAAAAAUGAAGGAAAUUUAAUUAUGUAAAUUGAUCAAUUGCAGUACUUUAUUCUUACUCUGUAAUAAAAGUAACCCUGAGCACUUUUUAAUUGCUA